This is a messenger RNA of Chiroxiphia lanceolata (lance-tailed manakin), 3396 nucleotides long. It is a transcript of the gene SYCP1, whose product is annotated as synaptonemal complex protein 1. The record is from RefSeq and is a predicted model, not a curated record. Lineage: Eukaryota; Metazoa; Chordata; Aves; Passeriformes; Pipridae. Gene Ontology annotation, cellular component: central element; transverse filament; male germ cell nucleus. Gene Ontology annotation, molecular function: double-stranded DNA binding. The transcript is spliced from 31 exons. Gene Ontology annotation, biological process: lateral element assembly; meiotic DNA repair synthesis; chiasma assembly. The coding region runs from base 112 to 3012 and encodes 966 amino acids.
CGCUGAGGGGCCGCCGCCGCCUCGUCGCUUCCCGCCCUUUUCGCCUUUUCCCCUCAGCGGCCCCAGGGAGGGGCCGCCGACUCGCGCGACCGCCGCUUUUUCUCCGAGGCGAUGGAAAAAGAAAACCCGUUUAAAUUGUUCGUGCCGCCGCGUCUGAGCGCUGGGCAGCCGUCUGCGGUCAGAACCCAGGGUUUUAACAAAUGCCCAGGUGAUGAUUUUAAGUUGCCAUUCCGUACCCUGAACCGUGGUGAAGUCGCUGAUUCAGCUACAAUGUCACAGCAAGUAAAACUUUGCUCUGAAGUAGAUGAAGAGAAUAUAGAAACAAUGAAUGAAUUGUACUCAAAACUCUACAAAGAGGCUGAGAAGAUCAAGCAGUGGAAACUGACUGUGGAAUCAGAACUAAAUCAGAAAGAAAGAAAACUGCAAGAAAAUAGAAAUGUUAUUGAAGCACAACAUAAAACCAUUCAAGAACUGCAGUUUGAAAAUGAAAAACUCCAUUUAAAACUGGAAGAUGAGCUAUGUGAAAAGAAAGAUCUCUUGAAAGAAAACACUGCUUCAAGGCAUCUGUGCAAUCUGCUCAAGGAAACCUGCACUCACUUCACAGAGAAGACCAGCAAAUAUGAACAGGAAAGAGAAGAAACAAGACAACUGUACGAGGAACUUCACAGCAACGUAGAAAGGAUGACAGUGGCGUUUGAAGAGCUUCGUGGGCAAGCAGAGAAUGACAGAUUGGAAAUGAGUUUCAAAUUAAAAGAAGAAGCAGAAAAAAUGGAGAAGCUCGAAAGAGAUUGCAAACUGGAAGUCAGUCAGAAGGAAGAGCAGAUUUCAGCUCUUAUCAUACAGAGUGAUGAAAAAGAUGAUGUAAUAAGAGACAUCAAGGCUCAGCUGCAGGAAUCACAAAAUAAGAUUGCUGACUUAAUAGAAGAAAAAAGUAAGAGAGAAAUUUUAAAGGAAUCCCAGGUCAAUCAAGAACAUUUGAGGGCAGAGCUGGAGGAGGCCAAAACUUCAUUGGAAAAGGCAGAGGUUACUCAAAAGAGCUUAGAAAACGAAUUCCAGACUACAGUGAAAACAUUAAUUCAGGUCACUGAAGAAAAAGAAGCACAGGAGGAGGAAUGUAAAAAAACUAAGGCUUUGCAUGCAGCCCUGACAGCAGAGUUUGAGACUUCUAUUGCCAGUUUGAAAAGCUUGCUGCAAAAAGAGCAAAAUAGAUUAGAGAAAUGUGAAGACGAGUCCAAGCUGCUUACCUUGGAGCUCAGAAAUAAGUCUGCUGAACUGGAAGAGAUGACUAAACUAAAAUGUGACAAAGAAAUGCAGCUUGAAGAACUGUCAGGAACACUGGAGAAAAUUGAAGGACUUUUACUGAAGAAGGAGCAUCUUGAGGCUACUGUAGAAAGUUUGCAGGAGAGAGAAGAGGAAACAAAAAAUGUUCUCCAAAUGAGAGAGAAAGAAAUCCACGAUUUGAAAGCACAGCUGACUAGUACAGUUGAAAAGGAACAAGAUUAUUUGAACCAGCUUUUGACUCUGAAAACGGAUCUUGAACAAGAGACGUUAAAGAAUGAACAACUGACUGUGUGUAUCAAUAAGCUUUCACUAGAGAAGGAACAAAUAGCACAAGAGAAAAGUGAUGUGGCUGCAGAACUCAAGAAACUGCAAGAAAGUCACAAGGAUAGCAAGAAAAAAGAAGAGAAUACAAAGCAGUUAGUUGAAAACCUGGAAGAGGCAAAUAGCCAGCUAAGAAAUGAACUGGAGUCUUUGAAGGAGAAAAUGGCAAAGACAGGGGAAGAGAUUGAAAGUAAACUGGAUGAAAGAGAAGAAAAUAUGAAUAAUUUAAAGAAACAGGUGGAAAAUAAAACCAAAUGCAUUGAAGAGUUGCAGCAGGAGAAUAAGGUGCUGAAAAAGAAAAUUACUGCAGAAAGCAAGAAAACCAGUAUUUAUGAAGGAAAGGUGAAUAAAUUGCAGUUAGAGCUGGAAAAUAUGAACAAGCAACACAAGGAAACAGUUGACAGCUAUCAAAAAGACAUUGAAACAAAAAAAGUAAAUGAAAAUAAACUUCAUGAAGAGGUAGAAAAGUUGAAGUUGCUUUAUGAUGAAGCAACAAUGAUACAGAGAGAAACUGAUAUCCGAUGUCAGCACAAGAUAAAAGAAAUGGUGGCACUAAUGGAAAAACACAAGCAUGAAUAUGACAAAAUGGUUGAAGAAAAAGAUGCGGAGUUAAAACUAUAUAAAAUUAAGCAGCAAGAGCAGUUAUCAUCAGAAAGAUCACUGGAAAGUGAGCUGUCACGUUUGAAAAGCGAACUCUCAUCCCUUAAGGAACAACUGAAAGAAGAAAUCGAGGAAAAGGAGAAUCUUGUGAAAAAACACUCCCAAAAUAGGGUUCCUGAAACUGAAAUGGAGCACAAGACCUAUGUGAUAAAGACUCCUCCAGUCCAUACCCUGCAGGGGGAGAGAAGCACAAAUCUGCCUCCCGAGCAGAGCACGAGGAAAAAGCAGAAAGUGCUUCUCCAUCUGGACACUCACUCGGACAGCUCUGAGCACAGCGACCUCCUGAGCAUGGUCUCGGAAGAGAAAAUGUUUAAGAAGUUGUACCAAGAUUAUCCUCAAGCUUCACAAUUACAUUCCACAGCACCAAAAAAGACCUAUGUGAUAAAGACUCCUCCAGUCCAUACCCUGCAGGGGGAGAGAAGCACAAAUCUGCCUCCCGAGCAGAGCACGAGGAAAAAGCAGAAAGUGCUUCUCCAUCUGGACACUCACUCGGACAGCUCUGAGCACAGCGACCUCCUGAGCAUGGUCUCGGAAGAAAAAAUGUUUAAGAAGUUGUACCAAGAUUAUCCUCAAGCUUCACAAUUAUAUUCCACGGCACCAAAAAAGACACCGACUCUCUCCAGUGUGAAAUCUCCAGGCUCUGCACUGAAACUCAAAGCCAUGAGAAAGAUGCACGAGGCAGGAUGGGCUGCAGUUUCCAAAGUGGACAGGAGAAGAAAAAUUAAAGAAGUUGCAAAGUUCUUUGCUUAAAAUGCAGAAAUGAGCAGUGCCCUGGCAUUAUUUAUCAGUGUCAGUAACAGUGGCACUAAUAACAGAGUUGUUAUUCUUUCAGAGUACUUUGGUACAUUUUUCUGUCAUACUCAAUGUGUUGAAUACAUUCAUUUCCAUUACACACAUAAACUUCACAGAUCCAGAGCUACAUCCACCUGCAGAGCCUUUCCCACCUUUUCCUCCUCUGUGCUAUAAAACGUCAGGACACAAAUUAGCCAAUUUUAAAUUUUGAAAUAACUACAUAGAAAGUUGUUUCCAAACUCUUUCUGGCAUUAGAAAUACUGAUUUUAAAGAAGUUUAAUUCUGUUCUUUUAAAUUUGCUCUGUUUUUCUUAAUACAUAAUUCACAGAAGAUACUUUGUGA